CCACUGUCCUUUUAAUUACGCGCGCGUUCACAGGGAAUUUUGAACUAGACGUAAUAACUGAGCGGCUAUAAGAAAUCAAAAAGGGCGAGACUAUAAUUUGUGGACGAGUCAAUCAGGUAUGAAAUAAUAGAUCUCGGGUUUUAACAAGAAAGCCUAUCAUCCAUUUGUCUAAAUAAAUUUCUGGCAUUAUAGCUUAUGUCAGUUCUUGAUUAAAACCCCAUAUAUAAUUAUUAAUUAAGGCAAAUUAAGACAAAUAUUGCUUAAUGGAUGAUAAAAGCACCCGUAACACGGGAUGCGGCCAGGUACUACAAUAUAUACGGAUGAUUGGAGAGCGUACAGACUCCCACAUAGGCUUGGUUGUGUGCAUCGUGUCGUUGUCCACAAGUAGCAUUCUAUGCACUCAACAAUCGGAGUGCACAUGGACAAUAUUGAAGCCAUCUGAUCGAUGCUGAAAGAGUUUUUGAGACUUUAUCAUGGCUCCAGAGGUCGAAUAUUCUGUAGACAUAUGGAUGAUUUCCUCUACUGCAUGCAUUACGAUUUUACGACCUCUGAACCUCUUUCUAACCUUGGAAAGGUUUUGAGCCACGUAUAAGAAGUGUAUCCACUUUAUUUCUUUGAUUGUGUAGAGCAUAUUUUUACUGUAUACUGACUGGCUGAUAUUUCUCAAGGUCACUUAAGAUUUCCUAGGGUCUCGCCGCGGAUUCGCUAAAAACGAAGCCGACUCAAGAUCCUAUAAAAUCGAAAAAAGGGCUCCAAAAGGUUCGACAAAAAUAGGAGAGCCAUUUAUGUAUCAGAAUACUGUUUUCAGUACUAUAUUUUAUAACUACACGCAUUAUCUAAACUUGGGCUAGACCCUUUAUGGAGGAGGAGACUCAAACUAAAUCUUAUCUUUUUCUUCAAACUACUUCAUAAACUAUCGUAUACAUCCGAUCACGCGAUUCAAUAUGCAGAAACCUCUCAUUAUAACAUACGUAAUUCCUUGGCACUAGUGAAACAAACUCAUUCUAAAUAAUCUCUUUAUAUGAAUUACUUCACCUGUAAAUUCUCUAGACUCUGGAAUAACCUACCACAACCUAUCCGCACGAUAAAAUCACUCCCAUUAUUUGUUCGCUGCAUCGAUGCAUACUGUUCUUCUGAAAAUGCAUUGAAUGGUCUAGCGCCUUUAAGUGUAUCUCAUUCCACAAGUGAUAUUUUAGGAACCUUAAAUGUUUAGCCAUCUUUAUUAGUGAAUCCCCUUAGUAAAACCACCCACUUGCUGUCAAUAUGUCAACACUGUCCAUAGCAACUUUAACUAAUAUGAAUAACACAAACAGUAUAUCACUGUGUCACAUGACACACGCAUUUAGGUGGACCUGAUUAAUAUAUUUUGGUAAUUACCGCUUUGUUGUUCGUGCUCCCUGUUUUCGUUUUAAUUUCUCUAGUUGUAGAUAAUUAUCAUUAUCUCGAUCUGGCACACGAAUUGACCUUAAUUACACCGUUCAUAAAUCAACAGGCUGUCGAUUUAAGAAAUAUUAAAAAUUCCCGGAUAAUGCUUUGGAUCGCUGUAAUAUAUGUACUACUUAAACAACUAGUGAACUAGUAUACUUGAAACUUUCUUUUAUCACAUGUUUGUUCUCUGCACGUUUAACGUUAUUACUUAUAUCAAAUUGAUCAUGCCUGUAAACUGGCUUGAAUUCUGUAAUUAUUAUUUUUCAGAAUAUAAAUUAAUUAUUAAUUA
This is a messenger RNA of Schistosoma margrebowiei, 1717 nucleotides long. NCBI's taxonomy places the organism in Eukaryota, Metazoa, Platyhelminthes, Trematoda, Strigeidida, Schistosomatidae. The record is from the annotation of a GenBank genome assembly.